AUGAUCCCGAAAGAUAACCAAAUGGGAGGUAAAAGCCCUAAACCGUUAAAAAAGACAUCACCCACCAAAGCAAAAAUAGAUUUCCCGCAAGACCCCAUGGAGUGUGACUUGGAGAGCUCCCCCAGUACAUUGAAGGAUAAGGAGGAGGAAGACUUGGAAAGACUCGUUUUUGGAAGUGAGGCUCUAUUCGGAGGUACAUCGAAACGAGAAUUGUGUCUGAAGGGGGAUAAACUAGUUGAAGAUGAUGAGGACGAUGAUGAUCAGGUUGAAGGGCUUGAACUUCUUGACGACGCCCAGUUAUUUUUCCUGGACUCCGGCCCAGCAUUAGACUCAAAGCUAAAGUCAAGCUGCACGGCUGAUACUGAAGAUGAUAAUGCGCCUCCUUGGGAAGAUAGUGACGAUGAGCGCAUGAUUAUUUCUCUUGCCAGGCACUCAAAACUGCGUAAGCUGCGCUUCAACGAAGAGGAAGAUACAGUCACCGGCACGGAAUAUAUGAUACGGCUACGAAAACAACAUGAAAUCUUGAACCCAACCCCCCCAUGGGCCCAGGGAGCAUUCAAACCCGCUAAACGCCCGCAUAGACGUUCAGCAGCUUCAGAUACGUCCAUGACGCAGAGUGAUGAUGAUGAUGAUGAUGAUGAUGAUCUAGAAUUGUCUUCCCAGCCGCUUGCCAAGUAUCUACAGCAGGCUGGAUCUUUCAACAAAGCAACAACGACUAUAGUUAAACAAACUAAGCUACGUCCAGAAGUACUGGAUAUUCAGCAGACUCGGCCCAUUCCCUUGACACAACCAUCGGCUGUCUCUUCAUUGUCAUUUCAUCCCGAACAUCCAAUCCUACUCUCCUCUGGUCUCGCAUCCACUCUAUACUUGCACGAGAUUGAUCCGACCGCACAUCCAACGCCCAACCCACUCAUCACCUCGGUACACGUUAGAAAUACACCACUUCAUACCUCGCAGUUCCUCUACCCCGAAGGAGAUAAGAUUGUCUUUUCAGGACGACGGAGAUACUUCCACAUUUGGGAUUUACAGACUGGAAUGAUUGAAAAAGUCACCAGGGUUUACGGGCAAAAAGAUGAGCAAAAAAGUAUGGAAGAAAUUAGGUUGAGUCCAUGUGGGCGCUACAUGGCCCUACGCGGUACAUCAAAGAAGGGUGGUGGCAUAAUAAAUAUUCUGGACGCUAAAUCUACCCAAUGGAUUGUGUCUAUGAGAAUUGAGGGUGCACAGGGAGUAGCAGAUUUUGCCUGGUGGAGGAAUGGGGAUGGGCUCACUGUUAUAAGUAAGGCUGGCGAAGUUGCCGAAUGGGCGAUGGAAAGUCGAGCUUAUGUUGCGCGUUGGGUAGACGAAGGCCACGCACCAACUGUCCUAACUCUCGGUGGUCAUGGCGGUCCAAAAUCGCUGGGUGGGGAUAGAUGGGUGGUGAUUGGCUCGCAAAGUGGAAUCAUCAACAUUUAUGACCGAUGCACUUUCGUUAGUCCCAAAAAGCCUAAUGAUAUCAUCGUCCCAGAAUAUCCAAAACCAAGGAAAUCAUUUGACCAGCUCACGCGCCCAGUCAGCCAUCUAUGCAUCAGUCCCGACGGUCAGUUAUUAUCAUUUAGCAGUCGCUGGAAAAAGGAUGCUUUAAGGCUUGUGCAUCUACCCAGCUGUACUGUCUAUCGGAACUGGCCGACCAAUCGUACACCACUGGGUAGAAUCACUUCUGUAGCAUUCGGAGCUAAGAGUGAUCUACUGGCUGUUGGGAAUGAAACCGGAAAGAUUCACAUGUGGGAGAUACGAGCCUGA
Molecule: messenger RNA, 1779 nt
Organism: Blumeria graminis f. sp. triticale
Lineage: Eukaryota; Fungi; Ascomycota; Leotiomycetes; Helotiales; Erysiphaceae
Source: the annotation of a GenBank genome assembly